Molecule: messenger RNA, 1761 nt
Organism: Exophiala bonariae
Lineage: Eukaryota; Fungi; Ascomycota; Eurotiomycetes; Chaetothyriales; Herpotrichiellaceae
Exons: 3
Coding region: 1-1761 (586 amino acids)
Biological process (GO): transmembrane transport
Cellular component (GO): plasma membrane
Molecular function (GO): transmembrane transporter activity
Source: RefSeq, a predicted model, not a curated record
AUGGCAUUUGGAAUCCUUGAGCCCAAGACUACAAGUCAUGUACCAGGAACGGUGCUUCUGGACCAGCAGGCUGCUGGCUCAGAGGUCCAGACCGGCCGCUUGAAGCAUGCUGCUGGGAAAAACUCACAUAUCAUCCUCGCACCGCAGCCAUCCGAGGACCCAAAUGAUCCGUUGAAUUGGUCGUGGUGGAAGAAACACAUCAUCCUCGCGGUCAUUUUUUUCGGAACCAUCGUUCACGGCGUUGUCCCCGGCCCAAUUCUCAAUGCUGGUAUCCUAGCAAUCUCCGCUGACCUUAAACGCACUCCUACCGAGGUUGCCAAGCUAGGUGGCUAUCUACUCCUUACGACAGGCGCUGUAGGUCCAUUCGCCUCUUCCAUCGGCCGCAAAUAUGGCAAACGACCCGCCUAUGUGUUCUCAAGUAUCAUUGGAACCAUUGGCAUCAUCGUUUCCGAGGUCGCUUCAGAUUACAACACGCUCCUUGCAGGCCGCAUCCUUCAAGGGGUUGCAGUUGCCGCUUAUGAAUCUCUCGCUGUAGCAUCCAUCGGUGACCUGUUCUUUGUCCACGAAAGAGGUCCGAGGGUGGCGAUGAUAAUGUUCCUGUUGGGCGCAGUGUCCAACGGUAUCUCGAUCAUUGCAGGCGUCAUCACAGCCAAUCUUGGGUGGAACUAUAAUUUCCAUGUCUAUGUUCCGUUCGCCGCACUUCAAACUUUGAUGGUCAUCUUCUACUGCCCAGAGACCAUGUAUCGACGCAAAGCCAUCUACGAAAUCGAUACACUCGGGUCAGAAGAAAAUCUCGAGAAGCUCGCUAGCAUCGAAGCCCGAGCCGCUCGACAUGUCGAGAAUCGCGACGAGCAGUCGGCCACUGAUGAUCCGGAAAAGCAUGCGCACGUCGAAAGCCAGGCCGCAUCGAACGAAUCCAGCAUCAACGCGGUCCAAACGGAUAACCUCCACCGCACCACGACGACAGAUUCCGUGAUCCCUGCACCGAAGACUUACUGGCAAGAGCUUGCACUCUACAAUGGAUCAUUCGUGGACGACUCGAUCAUCAAGAUGACCCUCGCAUGCCUGGCCAUCCUCUUAAACCUGGGUGCCCUCUACCAAAUCAUCAUGACCGGUCUCAUCAUCGCCUGGUACGUCGUCAUCGCCAUCAUCUCCGGCGUCAUCUUCGCCUCGCCACCGUAUCUCCUGAGCUCUGCCUCGGUAGGCUACCUCUCCGCAGGCCCAUUGAUCGGUGGACUGCUCGGCUCCGUCGUGUCCUUCUUGGCCUCCGGCCCGCUCACCCGCACCCUCACACGACGCAACAAGGGUGUCUACGAGCCUGAAUUCUGCCUUCUCGCGGUCGGCCCGGGCGCCGUCAUCAUGGUCGCAGGUCUCGUCGGCUGGGGCUAUGCAGUCCAUAACUUCGCCAACGUCUAUGUCAUCUGCUUUAUCUGGGGUCUAUUGCUCUUCGGGAUUAUAAUCACCGCCACCUUUGCAACGCAGUGGUCUCUCGACGCUUAUCGACAGCACAGCACGGAACUGUUCGUCAUGAACAUGGUUUUCAAGAACUUCUUCUACUACGGAUUGACGAACUACAUCAUCAACUGGUACUUUUUGCACGGCACGAUCCACAUGGGCGGAAUCAUGGCCGGCAUCACCGCUGCGUCGUGUCUGCUUGCUAUCCCCAUGUACAUCUGGGGCAAGCGCUACCGCAACUACUGGCAUCAUCACAAUCUCAUCACGAAGUUGAGAUUGGAGACUGACCAUUCAGGCGCCGAAUAA